This is a messenger RNA of Rosa chinensis, 1174 nucleotides long. RefSeq lists its product as uncharacterized. The transcript is spliced from 3 exons. Bases 105 to 1157 code for a protein of 350 amino acids. The record is from RefSeq and is a predicted model, not a curated record. NCBI's taxonomy places the organism in Eukaryota, Viridiplantae, Streptophyta, Magnoliopsida, Rosales, Rosaceae.
UAAGACAUCAGAUCUCCAACGCCGUACAAGAACCAAAGCAGAAGACACUGUACUUACUUUCUGCGCCACCUGACUUGAGUCUGAUUUCUGCAGGAUUCUUCUGGAUGGAGCCAGAUUGGGCAAGUUUACCCAAGCACGUUUUAGAUUCAGUUUUAGAGAAGUUAGUGUCACUAUUAGACUACUUGCGAUUCAGCAUUGUUUGUAAGUCAUGCAUCGUGGAUGACAAGGUCUUUGAUUUGCAAAUAAGUGUGCCAAACAAGCGAUAUUGUGGCUCUUCCUUUGGAUGGUUGAUAGCUGUUGAGAAGAAUUUUGCAAUAACCCUAAUCAAUCCGUUUCUUAGGGUUAAAGGUAGGAGGAAGAAAGAAAACUCAAUCAUUCGGCUUCCUUCAAUGCGGUUACCUCCAAGCAAUUUUGAGAGGCGUAGAUGGUCUAGACAAUGUAACCAUUAUGUUUUCAAGGCCACUAUGUCAGCAGACCCCAUAGCAGAUGCAGAGGAUUGCAUUGUGGUGGUCAUAUAUAGGGAAUUUUGUCAAAUGGCUUUCAUUAGGCUUGGUAAAGCCGCAACAUGGACUUAUAUUGAUACCGGUGUUGAUAGACUGGGGACCUUAAUUCAUGAAGUCACUAAUGUUGAAGAUAAAUUUUACGCUGUUGAUCAGAAGUUUCGGCUUUUAUCCUUUGGUGUCACUGCUGAGUCCAACCCAAAUGUAGAAGUUGUUGCAUGCAUGACCCGACCACCUGCUCUGAGCAAGAGAUAUCUCGUAUAUUCAAUUGAGAAAGAAUUAUUGAUGGUUAUUAGGUAUGUGGCAUAUGAUGGUGGAAAACGUUCGACGGUGGGAUUCUUGGUUUUCGAAUUGAAUUUUGACAAGCGUGAAUGGGUUGCCAAAGACAACUUAGGUGAUGAUGUUGCGCUCUUUGUGGGUGAUAGUUCUUCUGUAACUGUGCCGGCUUCAAAAUCAGGAUGUCUAUCAAAUUGCAUAUACUUUAUCCAUGAUAAUGAUGGUCAGGGCUAUGAUAUUGAUCGACGCUAUCAUUUAGAUUUUGGUGUUUACAAUGUCAAAAGUAAAAGCAUUUCACAACCUUACACCUCGCAUGCCAAGAGCCUCGUGGAAAUGACUGAUUAUGAACCAGUUUGGGUCAAACCAACUUUAAAUUUGUAACAAGAAAAGAAAAAAAG